CAAACAAACCUUCUGAUUCAUCGUUCACACUGUUGGAAGCUACUUUGGGCAUUUCAUCGUUGCGCUGCAUUUGCUUUUCAUUUUCGCUUUCGCUAGAGUUCAGCCAGCAUACUCCAUACAUCAUAUCGAUCGCUCAGAUCAACAAUGAUUUCGUCUCUUACUGCUCUUAACGGUGAAUGAUGCAUUGUGGAUGUUAUUCAGUUGACAAACUAAUAGCAUCUUGACCAUGUGGAGUAUGAUCCCUCCGGCAAUGCGGCCGGCUUGCAAGAGCAUAGGAAAGGUUGCGUUUUGGAUUGCUGUCAGUCCUGCAAUCAUAAUACUCUUUGGGUUUUAUAUUGCAUACAGCCUCGUUGUAUACCUAUGUAAGGAAUUCGACGAAUGGAUGCAUAGGCCUUCGAGACAACUCCUCGAACCACAAGAGAUAGAAUCGAGAAGAGCGAAGAGAGAAGCGCGCUAUCGCGCACGACCCUUACCUAGAUUUCGAGAGCGCGCAAUGACCUUAGAUUCCAACGGAGGAUUGUCCCUGGUGGCGGCACCGGUCACAGGAAGGAAGGAAGGAGAAACUAGGAGAGUUGUUCAUUCUCUAGCGAGCGUACGACAAACAACUACUGACCAGCUUGGGGUUUGUGAUUUGUACAUAUUUCCGUACGAGAUCCGCGAAAUGAUAUGGCAGUAUGCUCUCGGCGGUCACCACAUACAUAUCGUCAAGCGAAAGGGAAAAUUGGGCAGCAUCUAUUGUCCUGCGAAUGGAGCCUUGGAUCUCGACCAUACAGACCUUUGCUGCCUUUCACGGGACCAGCGAGGGUACCACACAGCCACAGGAUGGCCGUCGCAUGCUCGACCUCUAUCAUUGUUAGGAUCUUGCCGACAAAUAUAUUCCGAGUCCAUCAAUUUUCUGUAUUCCUCCAAUACUUUCUCUUUCGAUGAGUUUUCAACACUCAUUGAUUUCUUCCCGACCUUGAUACCCAAACGUAGAGCGUUGAUCUCUUCCGUUCACAUGUUGAUUGAUUUCGCCCCGAGUUGCUCCAGCCAGCGUUUGAGCCCCUUCGCACAUAUCUAUACCCCGCACAAUGACUCUUUGGCCGAUUGGCAACAGUGCACCGCAAUUCUUAAAUCUCUUCCAGCCCUCACAAACGUAACAAUCACAAGUCCCUUUUUCUGGAUAAGAAACAUGCACCUACAUCGAAGUCGCCCCGCAACUUGGAUUCAAGACUUCUUCACUCUUUUGAAUGAAGUUCGCGUACAUGGACAAGUGAGUUUGGUGUGGCCGCCUGUGCCUAAUGCUACGUAUGUAGGGGAUGUCAACAGCCUUCUCCCGGCGAAUCAUUCUUUCAAGUUGUAUCCGUCUAUUUAUCACGAUGGCUGUGAACUGCUAGCCUUCAUCCUCCCGUUACAUGUGGCUUGUUUACAUUGCGAGCCGCAUUCGAUUAUUCGCAAAAUGACCAAGGGACUGGCCGAAUCUAGGACCGACUAUCGGAUCGACAAUGAAUCCGCUACGAAUCCAAUCCAACUAGACCCGUGGCGUUCCCGCUAUUGGACGUUUCACGCCUCUUGCCGCGGCUGGAUCGAGUUUGAAUAUGACUGGGAGGAAAAGAGGUGGAGCGUCACACAGGGCGCAAAGGAGCUUACUGAUGACGAGGCAAAUGCCCAUAUGGCAGAGACUGGACAGGUUGGACAGAAUCUAGAAUCUAUGCAUGGGAUCAUGCAGGGCCUGUGGGUGAAGUCCUCCAUCAUGAACCAUGCGGCGAUUGGCGAUACAACAGGAAAAGCUCUAGAUAUACCGACGAAGGAGGCUUUUUAUCGGAAUGCAGGAUGGACGGAAGUAUAAGGUGGCAUGCCAGCCCCUUCUUUUCCUUGAUCUUGAUCUUCAAUGUUGGACUUCACAUAUAUACUGAUUGAGUGAAUGGCAACGAUAUUUGGCGACAUGCCUGUUUCUUUUGCUCAUUGGAUCAAACUAGAGGGAUAUUUCAUUACCAA
Aaosphaeria arxii CBS 175.79 is the source of this 1977-nucleotide messenger RNA. RefSeq lists its product as uncharacterized. Lineage: Eukaryota; Fungi; Ascomycota; Dothideomycetes; Pleosporales. The record is from RefSeq and is a predicted model, not a curated record. The transcript is spliced from 2 exons. Bases 227 to 1828 code for a protein of 533 amino acids.